Molecule: messenger RNA, 1372 nt
Organism: Somion occarium
Lineage: Eukaryota; Fungi; Basidiomycota; Agaricomycetes; Polyporales; Cerrenaceae
Source: the annotation of a GenBank genome assembly
AUCUUUCUUUACUCCAAACUGUUUAGAGUCUGCCUCUGCUUUCACCGAUUUAGGCUUUCGAAGCUACUUAGAGGGAGAGGAGCUUUCCGCUUUGCACCGAUCAGGCACAUUCCACGUGGCUUGCGUGCAUUCACGUGCCGCGCGAAACUCCGUUUGAGCGCAUACUGUGGGGCAGCGAGACUCGGACGCUCAACUCAUUUGUUACCAACUAUCAACUAGUCCCCAUCUCCUUUCCAUCCUCUUCGUCCUCGACGACAACGGCGACGAUCAUGUCUGACCUCUGGAGCCAUCGACGGCGGAACACUCAGUCUUCCGUCCUCGACGAAGCCUCCCGGCAAUACCUCGAUGUUCCCCCGCCCUCUCCUCGUCAUCGUGGACGGAGCCAGUUUAGAAUGGAGAGCGACGCAUCCGAGCUGGCGGACCGCUCAUGGGAGUCUUCAUCUAGCUCCAGUCCACCAUCUUCUGCCUCCAGAAUUAUAUCCACCAUGAGGAGAUCACUUUCGUACAGCGGAACACAAAAGAAACGCAGUUCAAGUCUAGCAAACAUUGGGAUGCACUCAACGCCUGAGGAAAGUCUCCCGCCAUCACCGUCUGCGGUCAAUGCAUAUGAUAUGCGGAAUGUCCGUCCAACAGUAGAACAGAUCGCUAUGGGCCUGCACAUAUCAAGAACGCCUCAUCUCGUGCCUUUGCACGCAAAUGGUUCACGAUACCGUAGACGAGAAACAGCGGACAAUUCUAGAAGUCCAUCUGAAGUUCCGUCUACACCAACAGGACAAUUUCCGCAGACAUUACCACAUCAAAGGCGAGGCUCUGCACCACCGCUCAUGUUGCCCCCACCGCCGCCACGUUCGUCCCUUAAAAUCCCAGGCUCUCGCUCGCCUCGUAGUGAUGCGACGUCACCUAUACCCCUAACUCCAUCAGCGUCGGAUGCGUCCUUAUCGAGCCUCACGUCUGCCGCACCGUCGACCCCACGCUCCAACAGGAGCACAUCAACUGCGCACUUUUCGACAAGAUUGCAGUUGAGCAUGUCGAAGUUCUGGCCUGGUAGGAAGAGUUCUGCUCCUAGCAGCCCCACUAUUAUCAGGUCAUCGGACGAUGACUCGGUGUCGUCUGUCCUUACGCCACGAAAGGCCGUGAGGUUCUCGCCAGGUGUGGGAGUGGAUAAUUCGUGAUCAUGACCCGUGCGUGACUGUAAAAACAUCUAUCUAGGUUAGGAUCAUUUCAGCUUGGGUAUUAGGUAUACAUUACAUUUCUCUCCUUUCGGCAUUCAUCAUUCUCUUAUUUGUACUUUUUUUGUUUCAACAGUCAACACUCCUAUUUUAUUCGUCAUUGUCUUCACAUGCAUUCGCAAUACAUUCAUUCUGCAACGUUC